UCUCAGGAUCCUCUCUGGCUAAGCGCAAGCAAAUAUCGAACCACAUCGACUAGUGCGCGCUCGGCGUUGUACGUUUAUUGCUUGGCCAUCCCUCAUUUCGUACUUUGUGAUCUCUCGGAAAAGAUGUCGAAAUACAGGAUCGUUAUGGUUCGCCACGGCGAGAGCGAGUGGAAUAAGUUGAACCUCUUCUGCGGAUGGUACGACGCCAAUCUGUCGGACAAGGGCCAAAACGAGGCUGUAUCCGCGGGGAAGGCUCUCAAGGAGGCAGGCUAUACAUUCGAUGUGGCUCACACGUCGGUACUCACAAGGGCUCAGGAGACGCUCAAAUCCAUCUUGAAGGAGAUCGACCAGGAUAAUCUACCCGUUCAGAAGACGUGGCGUUUGAACGAGCGACACUACGGCGGUCUCACCGGCAUGAACAAGGCGGAAACCGCUGCGAAGUACGGCGAGGAGCAGGUGCAGAUCUGGCGGAGAUCGUUCGACGUGCCGCCGCCGCCGAUGGAAUCCGAUCACAAGUACUACGACACAAUAGUGAAUGAUCCGCGUUACGCCAACGGGCCGAAGCCCGAGGAGUUCCCCAAGUUCGAGUCCCUCAAGUUGACCAUCGAGAGGACGUUACCUUACUGGAACGACACUAUUAUUCCGCAAUUGAAGGAGGGCAAGAGGAUCAUUAUAGCCGCCCAUGGAAACAGUUUACGCGGCAUAGUGAAACACCUGGAUCAAAUGAGUAAUGAGCAAAUUAUGGGGCUGAACCUGCCGACCGGUAUCCCGUUUGUGUACGAACUGGACGAGAAUUUCAAGCCCGUCGUCUCUAUGAAGUUCUUGGGCGACGAAGAGGCCGUUAAGGCCGCGAUGGCCGCGGUUGCCGCCCAAGGAAAUGCCAAAUAAACAAUGAUAUUAAUUGAAAAACGUCUAAUGCGUCGAUCUGUAAAAAGCAAUAUCUGAUGUAUGUCUGUUAAGAAUAUUUAUGAACCUCUAGUUUCGUUGUACCGUGAAAGAGAAUAUAACUCCAAGAAAGACGAUCACGGAUGGUCACGUUCUUGCUUGAACAAACACUUCUCUUGUGUAAAUUAAAAACAAGUAUUUGUAUAUAUCGUAUAGAACGUUUAAAAAUAUUCGUGAGAUUCAUCUAUGUCUAUGUAUUGUAUUAUGUACACUGUGUACUUGAAAAAAUAUAUGUACAUAGUGCCAAUGAAAAAUUCAAGUUGAUCUUAUAUAACGAAGCCUUGGAAAAAGAGCUCGAAUUAAACUUACCGUCUUUACAACCUCAAUUUUCAUACGCUUUUUCUCAAAUGUGUACUUCUGUUUUCAAAAUAUUUAAAUGUACCUAUUAUUCAAAAUUGGGUACUUUAUGGUAACUAUAUUUUCUUAAUAUAUUUAUGUUGAUAUAUCAAGAUCUUCAUUUAAUUCAUGUCUAUGUAUUAUAUUAUGUACACUGUGUGUUUCAAAAAAAUAUAUGUACAUAGUGCCAAUGAAAAAUUCAAGUUAAUCUUAUAACGAAGCUUUGGAAAAAGAGUUAAAAUUAAACUUAUCGUCUUUACAA
Messenger RNA from Wasmannia auropunctata (little fire ant), 1543 nucleotides. RefSeq names its product phosphoglycerate mutase 1 (gene Pglym78). Bases 124 to 888 code for a protein of 254 amino acids. Gene Ontology annotation, molecular function: intramolecular phosphotransferase activity. The transcript has 3 exons. NCBI's taxonomy places the organism in Eukaryota, Metazoa, Arthropoda, Insecta, Hymenoptera, Formicidae. The record is from RefSeq and is a predicted model, not a curated record. Gene Ontology annotation, biological process: glycolytic process.